AAUAAUAGAAAUAAAAAGAGAUAUAGAAGAUGCAUAAAAUACAAUUAAAUGUCUUGAUUAAGAAAUAAGUCAAUUACCUUAAAAUUAAAGGACCUAAUUUAAAAGAACUAUUUAAAAUAUGAAAUAUUAAAUUGAAGGUUUUACUAAAGAAUGUAAAGAAUAAGAAAAAAAUUACAAUAUAAUAAAGAUUAUAUAGAAUUAAUGGGAAAUACAUAAAUAAAUAAUUAAAAAAAUGAAAUUUAUUAAAAGCUAAAUAAUCAAAAUUAAAAAUUAAUUGAAGCAAAAAAAAACAUGUAUGAUUUGGAAGGUCAAUCUGAAAAUAUUUAAGCUGAAUUAAAAAGAUAAAAUGAUAAAUUAGAUAAAUUAAAUAAAGAUACAUUAGAAAUCGAUAGCGAUUUAGGGGCUGCCCAUUAACUUGUAAAUAGAAUACAUUCUAAUAUUAUCAAAAACAAAAGAAUUUUAUAUAUUAUUAUAGGAAUAUUAUUUUUGGCAACAUUAUAUAUUGUAUACAGUUGGUUCUGAUAUAUUUAAUAUA
This is a messenger RNA of Ichthyophthirius multifiliis, 535 nucleotides long. Its product is annotated as vesicle transport v-snare protein, putative. NCBI's taxonomy places the organism in Eukaryota, Ciliophora, Oligohymenophorea, Hymenostomatida. Gene Ontology annotation, biological process: vesicle fusion. Gene Ontology annotation, cellular component: endoplasmic reticulum membrane; ER to Golgi transport vesicle membrane; late endosome membrane. The transcript is spliced from 3 exons. Gene Ontology annotation, molecular function: SNAP receptor activity; SNARE binding. The record is from RefSeq and is a predicted model, not a curated record.